Molecule: messenger RNA, 1128 nt
Organism: Letharia columbiana
Lineage: Eukaryota; Fungi; Ascomycota; Lecanoromycetes; Lecanorales; Parmeliaceae
Exons: 1
Coding region: 1-1128 (375 amino acids)
Source: RefSeq, a predicted model, not a curated record
AUGGCAUUACUAGUUAGUUCCACAAUACAACCAUGGUUGACCUUCAAUGAGAAUUUAUCCGUUGUUCGACCCUGCAGAUUCGUCAACGUUUCAACGGAAAUAGACUACGGAAACUCCGUAGUCUACGAGUACCCAAUCACUAAGUGUUCAAGUGUAUGCAACGAUAGCAUAUCACUUUUUGAAUUAACCAACAGCGAUACACUGGUGACUUGCGGCUUGUGGUCUACGUUAGUCAGUUCUUUGACCUACGAUGGAUUGGGCAAUUUUCUUCUUCCGCCCAAUGACACCAGAUCUUUGACUCUUCUGGAACCAUUCAAUGCAGUUGGCCUGAACUUGGACGACAUUCCGUAUACUCUGUCAUACGCAGACACUAUCAGUGACUGCCUAGUCGAGAUUUACAGCGAUGUGAAACAGUUUUCCUUUAAUGACGACGGUACUAUACCAGCUAACUGCUCGAGGAAUGACAUUCUUCCUUUCGGCACGCAUGCAGGCAGUGCUGGCUGGGCCAGCACUGUCUCAAGCCUCAAAACUUGCAUGAACAACAGUAUGUAUCUUCCAAGUCCAUAUUUCCUCUUCUGGACCAGGAUUCGAGCCUUGAAAUAUGUCUUGGAGGUUUUCAAAUUCGAGAAAUGUUACAAGGCUGAAUAUAUUUCCUCAAAUGGCCAAUAUCGACUGCGGAAUCCAGUAUGCAACCCGAUAACUCUCAAUCCGGAUCUUGCUGGAAUUGGAGUAGGUUCUGCAUUUUUAACACCCAGCAACGUUAACGUGCUACUGACUGUCAACAUCCAGGUCUUUUCGUCCUUCGUGAUACAUUCGGGUAUCGCUGUUCUCGAUCUGGUUGCUCUAAUAAUCCUCGAAUUAUUUUCUACGAAGCCGGAGGAGACCCCAGCCCCUGACGAUAUAAAGAAGCAUGACGAGCCUCGGAUUGAGCUUCAGACCCCAUUGACAAAACAUAAAGACAACCUGAUCACAGCCCUAGUCGAGUUCCAUAAGGCUCAAUGCUACUUUGCAAGCACCAUUCAGAUCACCGCCUUGAUCCUCUUUCACCAAAACCAAAGCGACAUCAGUGUUUACUUAACGAGCUACGAGCCAACCUUUGACGCAGACCUCGUCGAUGGCAAUGUAUGA